Paramecium sonneborni is the source of this 897-nucleotide messenger RNA. The record is from the annotation of a GenBank genome assembly. Lineage: Eukaryota; Ciliophora; Oligohymenophorea; Peniculida; Parameciidae.
AUGAUAUUUUAAUCAAAAAGUAAUUGUAUCUUUGGAGCAUAUUCUCCCUGCAGAUGGCAAUCUAAUAAAAAAGUUUAUAUAGCAGAUGAUACAUUAGCAUCUUUUAUAUUUUCUUAAACUCAUGAUAAACUUUAUCAUUUGAAAUAGGAUUAAAAAUAAUAUGCUAUAUAUCCUAGUAUAAAUUUUGGACCUACUUUUGGAGGAGGUCAUGAUAUUGAAAUAAAGCCUGAUUUUAGUGAUGGUUAUUCGUAAUUAGGUCAUUCAAUUAAUUUGAUUAAUAUAAGGGUAAAGAUUCGAAUCCUUAUUUGUUUGGAUAAGUAAGGCCAGAAAUAAAAGAAUGUGAAAUUUAUUAAUUAUACUUUAUUUGAAUUUGAAAUUUUUGUUUAUGAUUAAAAAGCUAUAAAAAGAAGAGUUUACAAAGUUUUUUUGUAAUGUAAGGGUAAUCAGGAAGAAUAUUUUGUUGUUUAGUUAUUCAACCAGUGUAAUGGUCCAUCUAUAUAUCCGCAACAACUAUAAAAUAAUAAGCUAAUUAUAAAAAUAAUUGAAAUAAACAGGAAGCUACAUCAAUAUAUUUAUCAUUUACUCAAGAAUAGUUUCUUCUUCUUAAAUAUUUAAGUUAUAUUGAUUUAACAAUUUUUAUUAAUCAAAAAUAUAUUAUUGCAAUAUCCUCAAUAAAAUGUAGAAUUUCAUUUCCUAUCCAAUUUAAAUGAUUAAAUAAAUUUGAGUAUUUACUACUUUGUGGUUAAUAAGCUGAGGUCUAUUAAUAUUUCCUUUUUCAAAAAGGAGAGUUAGAAUUUAUUUAUACAUUACUAAAAAUAAGUGUGCACUUCUAAAAUUAACCAUAACAGUUCUUACUUGUUUUUUAUGGAUAAUCAAUUAUUCUCAUAAAAAUUUUGA